UCGUUGACCUUGAAGAUGGACUUUUGACUUUUAAAAGUACCAAAUAGUUGUAAAAAGAGAUAUUUCGGGAGUACGGUCCUGCGCGCAGUUUAUCUAGCCGAUAACCUUUUGUACAAAAAUAAAGCGAACCGUCACAAAAUCCAAUCAGAUGAGCCGGGUAAAAAUGGCCAACACACUAAAACUACUGAACAAGACGCCGCAAAAUUUGAGGUCGAUCUCGACAACAGCAACCAAAAAUGAUGCGUGGCUAUCGAAAAUAUUCGUCAGGAAGAUCGAACCCACGAAAGAAUCGCACAGUCGCAUGUUGUCCGACAAAGAGGUGAUUUACUCCUUGCAAACGCACAACUACAAACCGGACUCCAAAAACGCCUACCUCAACAACGUUAAAAACACCGUCGAUUUUAUAAAGACACAAGGACCUUUAGCGCAGGACGUACAGUUAGUAGGUUCGUGGACUGUGAACGUCGGUGACCAAGAUCAGGCGUUGCAUUUGUGGAAGUUCACGGGAGGGUACGACACAAUCGACACCUACAACGAGAUUCUAGGCAAAAAUGCCGAAUUUCAAAAGCUGAACGAGGAGCAGGGCAAAAUUAUACGGUCCCGUCACUUGCAAUAUUUGCUGGCGUUCUCCUAUUGGCCGCAAAUUCUUAUAAGACAGCCGAAAAACAUUUACGAAAUAAGAAGUUACGCGUUGAAACCGGGCACCAUGAUAGAAUGGGGUAAUAACUGGGCUAGGGCUGUGAAUUUUAGGAAAAACAACAACGAAGCGUUCGCCGGAUUUUUCUCGCAAAUCGGACGAUUGUACAACGUCCACCACAUUUGGUGCUAUGAAGAUCUGAACAGCAGGAAAGAAACUAGGGAAAGCGCUUGGAGAUCUCCCGGGUGGGACGAAUGUGUCGCAUACACCGUGCCGCUAAUUAGAGAAAUGCACUGUCGCAUUAUGGUGCCAACCGAGUUCUCGCCCACGCAAUAAACGACCAAACCGACGUGGAACAUGUACCAUUUUUCUCUGACUUUAGUUAUUAAGUGCAUAUCAACGUUUACUCAGCUUUCUUGCAUUUUAUUUCUUUUGUAUAAACGAUGUGAUUUUCGUUAGUCAGUUGAUACCUUCAAAAGAUAUUAUUGUUUGUGUAAAAUUAUAAGAAUUAAAUACAUGUGUUACAUUAAAA
Aethina tumida (small hive beetle) is the source of this 1169-nucleotide messenger RNA. Its product is annotated as protein NipSnap. NCBI's taxonomy places the organism in Eukaryota, Metazoa, Arthropoda, Insecta, Coleoptera, Nitidulidae. The record is from RefSeq and is a predicted model, not a curated record. The coding region runs from base 149 to 973 and encodes 274 amino acids. Gene Ontology annotation, cellular component: mitochondrion. The transcript is spliced from 4 exons.